AUGAAGAGGCAGGCCGGGAGAGACACUAGCCCGUCCAGGGCCAUUGCUAAACGGAUACGGGAGAGAGAACGAGAGAGUGCACGUAGAGAGGAACUGCCACCGCCGCCUCUGGCUCCGCUGGACAAAACGCUUCUCAUCAGCAAUCUAGGCUCGCAGGUCUCGGAUGAGGACGUGGAGGACGCGCUGUUUCAUGAUUUCAAAAAGUUCGGGGACGUAAGCGUAAAGCUGUCGCACACACCGGAGCUGGGCCGGAUCGCCUACGUGAAUUUUCGACACCCGGAGGACGCCAAGGAGGCCAGGCACGCCAAAUCCUCCAGGUUAGUUUUGGGUGAUCGACAGCUUAAAGUUGAACCCAUGUACGUUAGGAGGCGCAGUGUGACGCCGCCAGACGUUGGCUAUUUACCUUUGCACGCACCAUACCCCUACAGACAGCGCUCCCUCUCCCCGCCAGGGCCGGGGGUGAGUAACAUCAGAGACCUCAGAGCCAGACACUAUGCCCUGGAGACCCUGGGUCUGAGCAGAGAGAGGGAGAGGCUGUUGGAUUAUUAUGGUAUGCUGGAUGAGAGGGGCCGGCCCUAUGGCUUCCCUCCAGUGCCAGUAGUGGAGGAUUUAAAGCCUGAGGAUGAUCAGAGGGCGACUAGCAACCUUUUUAUUGGAAAUUUGGAUGGUAAUGUCACAGAAGCUGAACUGAGGAGGGGUUUUGACAAGUAUGGAAUCAUUGAGGAUGUUGUGAUUAAACGCCCAGCACGUGGACAGGGUGGGGCAUAUGCUUUUGUCAAGUUUCAGAACCUAGACAUGGCCCACCGGGCCAAAUUGGCCAUGCAGGGACGGCUGAUCGGUGGCAACCCAAUAAAGAUUGGUUAUGGCAAAGCUAAUCCCACCACCCGGCUCUGGGUGGGUGGCCUUGGGCCUGGAAACUCCCUUGGUGCUCUCGCUCGGGAGUUCGAUCGCUUUGGAAGCAUCAGGAACAUUGACUAUGUUAAGGGAGACAGUUUUGCUUACAUUCAGUAUGAAAGUUUGGAUGCUGCACAAGCCGCCUGCACCCAGAUGAGAGGGUUUCCUUUAGGCGGCCCUGAGAGGCGUCUGAGGGUGGACUUUGCUAAAGUCGAGGAAAGCCCCUCUGUCCGUCCAUUUCCCCCUGGUUACCAGCCCCCUGUCACGCUCCCCUCCCAUUAUGACCUCCUUGGGGAGCCCUACAGCCGCCAUCGCAGCCUGGAGCGGGAGCUGAGGGGAGCCAGGGAACGCUCAUCACCACCCUCUCACAGCCUUCUCUCUCAGAGGGAGAGAGAGAGGGCCCUACUGGAGAGAGACUAUCCUACCAGCCCCACCCGUAGUCUGGAGAGGAGAGUGGGAGGGGUGGAGGCAUUUGGGAGGAGUGGGAGAGGAGUGAGGAGCCGCAGCAGGAGCAGGGAGCGGUGGCUGAAGGAGAGGGAGGAGAGGAGGAACAGGAGAAGGAGCAGGAGUCUGUCCACUGACAUUCAGACAGAGGAGAAGGAGAGGGGGAGGUCGAGGGUUCGAGGCCCAGGAGGGGCUGUCUCUCCCGAUGCAAGCCCAGACCGAGCACGAGUCCGAGCCCCAGACUCCACCACAGAGCCAAGAGACCACUCCCCAGACAGCGGUGGAGGGGGCCGUCACUCUGCCCCCAACGAAGAAGAUCCACCAUCUGGCCGCCACCACAGCAAGAGGUCCUCCAGCGAGCGCUUCAACAACCACCACCAUCGAAACAGUGAGGUUGCCGCUGCCAACUCCCCCGCCCUCCACACGGACACCUCGUCGUCUCCGAGCACCCUGUCCGAGUUCGCUCAAGCCUCUCUUUCCAAAACAUGGCACGGCUUCUUUGCUCUGAAGAACAGCAGUUUCCCCACAGACCUGUACCUGCUGGAGGGGGGCUCCUCAUUCUUCAACAGGGUGAUGAAGGACAGUCUGAAACUGCAGAGCCAGAGCCAGAACCAGCCCAGCCAGUUGAAGAUCGCCCAGAGGCUCCGCUCAAACCAGACCCGACUUGACGAGGUGUCACGUCGCAUUAAACUUGGGCGGCCUGACGGUUUCGCCAUUUUGUUGGCUCUGCAGGGCCCCAUCGACCGCCAAGCCCCUGCCCCUGAGCUGGGGCUGCAGGUGCGCCUGCUUCGCCACCUGGUGACCUACCUACGGAACAAAGAAGCAGCUGGAGUUGUGAGUCUACCUGCUGCAAAAGAGGCGGGGCCUGGGGCGAUGCUGUACGCCUUCCCCCCUGGAGAGUUCUCACAGCAGUACCUGCAGGCUGCCAAAAGGACUGUGGGUAAUCUGGAUGAGGAGCACAUGGUGAUUGUGAUUGUCAGUGACACUAAUUGAUUAUGUACAGACACUUAAAGGCAGGCACACACACAAACAGACUCACCUGGUGACUACAGAUACUUCCAUGUUGUUUUUUAGAAAAAAGCAUUUUAUUGUUUUAUUCAGUGUCUUAUGAAAGAAACACGAUAUGAACACUACAUGUUUUACUCUCUCUUCCUCUGUCUUUGCUUUAUGUUUGCUUCUAUCUGAAGUUCAGCAAGUUGUCACAUUUGCAGGCAGAGAAUUUUUACGCUGUGGGUUUUAAUCAAAGUGAAAUGAUCCAGAUGUGUGGACUGCUGCACACACAGGCAGCACCACUGCUAAGCUCUAACAUGCUACACUACAUCUGCCGGGUUUAUAUGCUUGUUUACUUUUUUGUUUUUCUUUUACCUGACUUUAUCAAGUUCUGCAUGUCCAGUGCAUGUGGGACUAGGAGGUUUUAUACAGAGCGACUCUACGGCAAACUGACCAGGAAUGUCCUGGCUCAGGCCGCUCUACUUAGCCCCACCCACUGGCUCCUACUGGCAGGGUGAGACUGGGGCGAUGUCUCGCUUUUGUUAAAAGCACCAGUAGAGACAAAAGUGAAUGACCCAACCCAUCCCUGCCACUGUAUAUUUUACAUAGUUAGUGAUUUUUUUUCAAUUGAACCAUUCCAGUUCUUUUAUUUUAAAAGGUGUGAGUGUGUUUGGUCCGUUGUUGCAUGCAGGAAAAGAAAAACAUUUAUAUUUUGUCUUUCUCAAAAUGUUUCUCACUAUGCUGUCAUCACUUGGGGUGUUUCAGUUUGGAGGACUUACAUGUUCAGCUGUUAUACUGGUGCAAGGUCAGUUUAUAUUACAGGUUUGGAUUUUAUAUUCUAUAAAAAAAAAAAACUGGAAUCGAUCAACGCUUUUCAUCUGCCUCCGCGUUAGCUUCAAGAGGUGUCGGUCUUUUCAGCCCUGCUCGUCUCUGAAGUCAAACAUUCAUAUGCAGUUUCAGUGAAAUGAAACCGUGGUGGUGUUUUUCAGAAUCAGAAGAAUUGAUGAGAGUUUCACAUGGUUGCACCAACUCUAAGAUGGUCUCUGUAAAGAUACAAACAACAUGUACACCAGCAGCCAGACACCGAGAGGAGGUUUCUUGCGUUAAAGGGACUUUUUCCUUCCCUCUACCGCCAAGUGCUUGGUCUGGGGGAUUUGUUGGGUUGUCCUUAUAAUACUGUCAGGUCUUGAUGUGAUUAUGUAAAGUUCCCUGAGAUUGUUGUAGAAUUGAAACUGAACUGAGCUGAAACCCAAUUCUAGCGCUCCCAGGAUGUGUCUUUAGCACUGAUGUUUUGGAGUUUGUAUAACUGAACUUAACUGAAUUUUAGUGCCAGGAUAAUAUUUUAGGGACAAAUACACCGACUUCACCGGCAAUCCUCUGUUCCCACCUAGAUGAUGGACGAAUACAAUUUUAGAGGCUAAAGAAUUAAGAAGUAGAAAAUUUGGUGCUCAAAGACGACGGCCACAGACUUUUUCUGUUGUCAUGGAAACGAGUGGUUUUUGUGUGUGUGUGUGUGUGUGUGUGUGUGUGUGUGUGUGAAAGCUGGGAGCCAUGGAAACCUCUGUCCAGCAGCUUUUCACCUGCUCUGUGUCUGUCGUGGGACUUGUGUGCACCAACCAAUUGAAAAUGUUUGUGUUUUAUGGGUUGCAAGUAAAGAUUAGCUUAAAAUCUACAGUCCUCGGGUGACAUCUUCAGAUUUUGUCCCACCACCAUCCAGAACAAAAAAUUGAUGAUUAUUUUAUCAGUGAAAUGUCAGAAAGCGUCCAGGUAGCAACUUCAACCCUAAAACGAUAUUCAGAAAACAGCAGCAGCUCUUUCCACUUAUAAAGAUGGAAUUACCACGUGUUUGGCAUUUGGCUGGAAGAUAACAGUCGGUUAGCUGAUUACUUUUCAGACGAUAGGGGAAGCAGGUCAUCGACCAGUUGGUUCAGCUUUCCAACCAGUAGCUUCUGCAGAGUCACAAAAUGCUGCGCCUGCCUACUUGUGCUGUUCUGUGUGCUGGCAUCUAAACUUGCCAUGUUACUUUGGAACAUGUUUUUAAUCUUUUAUUCUGUUAUAUCAACGAGCAGGUGUCACAGCUAACAAAUACCACACCUGCUGUUCUUUUUCAGGUGCACUGUGUUUGGCACUAAAUACCAGUGGUGGGUUUACUCAAGUACUUAAGUAAAAGUAGCUGGUUCUCAUACUUCAUUUUGUUAUUUCUACUCUAUGUACUUUGUAUUUCACUGUGUUUCAAAUGGAAAUAUUGUCCUCCACAAUAUUUAUCUGAAAGCAGUAGUUAUUGUAUGGAUGUGUUGCAGAAACAAGCCUCCUUAUUAAGUCAUUUUUGUCUGGAAAUGAGUCCCUAAACUUUUUUUUUUUUUGUAAAACAUGAAAAAUCAGCCAGUGAAGCGAUAUUACAACUUGAUUUCAGCACAGUUCAGCUUGCUUCUGAAACUUUUACAACACAAAAGACUUUUUUUGGGUGUCUGAAACUUAAAAUCAGUGGUAAUAAUCCUAGGAUUCACUGUUAAAGCCAUUCAGCAUCAAAGUACUUCAUCUUUUGUGGCUUAAAGUACAUCUAUCAGUAUGUAUGUACUUGAGGUAUGAUUUUGAAUGCAGAUAUUUUACUUGUUAUAGAACAUUUUUCCUUUGUCAAUAUACAGGGUGGGCCACGGAAAAGUAGCCCGUGUACUUGAGAGCAUAGUAUUGGAGGCGGGCUACUUUUCCAUGGCCCACCCUGUACUACUGUUACUUAAGGAUCUGAAUACUGCCACCACUGGUAACUGUCGUUUUCCACCGUGCUGUCUUAAACAUUCGAUUCAAAACAAUGUGGUCAUGUAACACUAAAACUGUUGAUUUGGGGGAAAUGCAUCUCUGCUUGUUCCAUCAUAACACCACUCUCAGAAGUGGCCCAGUUAUGUACAAUACACUGUUAAAGGGAGUAAAAAACACUCAUUUUUUAAAUAAGAGCUGCCCUUGAUGAGUACUUCCUCUCCCUUUCCUGCCUCAUGUAAACCAGUGGUGUAUGGUGUUAUGUCUGAUGAUGUACAUGGUCCAGGUGCAGUACAAAUCCAUGAUGACAAUCGGGUUUUGUACAUGGAUUCUCUUUAGUUUUGUUCAUGUGUAAACACAGAAACAUGUAUUCUGUAUUGGAAAAAAAUAAACAUUUUAUGCUCUU
This is a messenger RNA of Monopterus albus (swamp eel), 5488 nucleotides long. RefSeq names its product RNA binding motif protein 15B (gene rbm15b). The record is from RefSeq and is a predicted model, not a curated record. NCBI's taxonomy places the organism in Eukaryota, Metazoa, Chordata, Actinopteri, Synbranchiformes, Synbranchidae. Gene Ontology annotation, molecular function: RNA binding. The coding region runs from base 1 to 2331 and encodes 776 amino acids. The transcript has a single exon.